This is a messenger RNA of Macrosteles quadrilineatus (aster leafhopper), 619 nucleotides long. RefSeq lists its product as uncharacterized. Bases 5 to 574 code for a protein of 189 amino acids. The record is from RefSeq and is a predicted model, not a curated record. NCBI's taxonomy places the organism in Eukaryota, Metazoa, Arthropoda, Insecta, Hemiptera, Cicadellidae. The transcript has 5 exons.
UUCUAUGGAUGUUCACUUUUCCAAGAUGAUGUCCACCACUCUCUUCGUCGUCGCUACCAUCGUUGUCUGCUCGGCGGACAUCCCUACCAUGGGACCAUGUGAUGUCAACGUACAAACCCAGACUGGCUUUGACUUUGACAAGUUCCAUAAGGAGCAAGGUGGUAGCUGGGAGGUAACCUAUGGACCUGCUACAAAGUUCAAUGAAAAUCUCAGCUCAUUGUCUAUAAAAAUGACCCCUGCUGCCGACGGCCAAUACAGAGAUAUUAUUACAUACACAGCGAAGGACGGAAAAGGAGGUCAGUUGGCUGAUGAGAUAAUCACCAACAAUGGACAUGGGACCCUCACCGCUACAACAACUACCAACGAAGUCUACAAAGUCAAUGUAAUCAAGUAUGUCCCAGGAAGAUAUGCGUUCUAUUACAUCUGCAGCAAAGAAGGAAGCGACCAGACGAUCGACUAUAGAUAUGUCUUGGCUCAUGGACCACUGACAUCAGCUGAAAAGUCAGCAGUCUACGGAAUUGACAAGGAGUAUGGCUUCCAAGGAAAAUUGAUUCCCUUUGGAAAAAACAAGUGAAUAAAUUGUACAAAAAGUAAUACAUUAAAUAACCCACAUAUUUUA